Megalops cyprinoides (Indo-Pacific tarpon) is the source of this 1487-nucleotide messenger RNA. It is a transcript of the gene sox8a, whose product is annotated as SRY-box transcription factor 8a. Gene Ontology annotation, cellular component: nucleus. Gene Ontology annotation, biological process: morphogenesis of an epithelium; negative regulation of transcription by RNA polymerase II; neural crest cell development. The record is from RefSeq and is a predicted model, not a curated record. Gene Ontology annotation, molecular function: DNA-binding transcription factor activity, RNA polymerase II-specific; RNA polymerase II cis-regulatory region sequence-specific DNA binding. Lineage: Eukaryota; Metazoa; Chordata; Actinopteri; Elopiformes; Megalopidae. The transcript is spliced from 3 exons. Bases 120 to 1487 code for a protein of 455 amino acids.
CAUGGCUUUCUGUGCGUAAGAUCGGGUGCAGACUUUUUUUUUUUUACAGUAGAAUCUAUUCUGCUGAAAACCUUCAUUGGACCAAGCAUUCUCCUGUUUGGGGAGGACCUAUUUUUUCGAUGUUCCAAAUGGCCGAGGAGAAGGACAAGUCCCUCGGCGAGCAUCCGUGCAGUCCCGCCGGAACCACCAGCUCCAUGUCUCAGGACGAGUCGGACUCAGAUGCUCCGUCCUCCCCGACCGGGUCAGAUGGGCACGGGUCACAGCUCCUGUCCGGGCUGGACAAAAAACUCGACUGUGAAGAGGACGAACGUUUCCCGGCCUGCAUCCGAGAUGCGGUGUCGCAGGUCCUGAAGGGAUACGACUGGUCCCUGGUGCCGAUGCCAGCGCGGGGGCAUGGAGCUUUGAAAAGCAAACCUCACGUCAAGAGACCGAUGAACGCCUUCAUGGUGUGGGCGCAGGCGGCGCGCAGGAAACUGGCCGAUCAGUACCCGCACCUUCACAACGCCGAGCUCAGCAAGACUCUGGGGAAACUCUGGCGCUUGCUGUCUGAAAACGAGAAGAGACCAUUCGUGGACGAAGCAGAAAGACUGAGGGUCCAACACAAAAAAGAUCACCCCGACUACAAAUACCAGCCCCGCAGGCGGAAAAGCGCGAAGACCGGGCAGAGCGACUCCGACUCCGGGGCGGAGCUGAGCCAUCACCCGGCGGGACACCUGUACAAGGCUGCGCCGGGCAUGGGAUGCCUGGCGGGCAUGGCUGACGCGCACCACGACCCGGAGCGCGCAGGACAACCUCAUUGCCCUCCAACUCCUCCCACCUCUCCUAAAACCGACUCCCACCACGGGAGGAAGCAGGACCUGAAGCAUGCGGGCCGGCAGAACAUCGACUUCAGCAACGUGGACAUCUCAGAGCUCAGCACUGACGUCAUCAGCAACAUGGAGACCUUCGACAUGCACGAGUUCGACCAGUACCUGCCUCCGAACGGGCACAUGGCAGCUGCCCCGUCGCUGCCCUCCGACCCUGGGCACAGGCACACCCCUGUCCCCGGCUCCUACGCCUCCUCUUACAGCCACGGCGGUGUCAGCGGGCCAGCGUGGACUCCCAAAGCCGCCGCCGCUUCCUCUGACACCACCACCAACCCGCAGAGACCGCACAUCAAAACGGAGCAGCUGAGCCCCACCCACUACGGCGAGCACUCACAUGGCUCACCCUCCCCUACCGAAUUUGGCGUGUACGGGACCCAGGCCUGCGUGUCAUCAGCUGCCUCCUCCUUCUCCAGCUCCCAGUGUGACUAUACGGACCUGCAGAGCUCCGGCUACUACAGCCCAUACUCCGGCUACCCCUCCAGCAUCUAUCAGUAUCAGUACUUCCACACGUCCCGCCGGCCCUACGCCACCCCCCUCCUUAACAGCCUGUCUCUCCCCCCCUCCCACAGUCCCACCACCAGCUGGGAGCAGCCGGUCUACACCACCCUCACCAGGCCAUAG